AAAAGCAAACCCGGGGGCCUGGCGCCCACCCUGGCGGCGCCUACAGCCCCCACGCCGGGAACACAGCGAGCUGGGGGUGCCGGGCGCCGGAGAAGCCGCGCCCAGCCGGGCUGGCAGCCCAGCGGAGGGCGCGUCAGGGCGAGGAGCCGCCCGCGCUACCCCCGCCCCUCGGGUGCCAGCGCCGCCCCCGCUGCGGCGGGUGAGGGGCGGGGCGGGGCGCGGCGUAUAUAAGGCUAGGGGCGGGCUCCGCUCUUUUGUCUCUUGCUGCAGCAACGCGAGUGGGAGCACCGGGAACCCGGGCUUGGAGCGGGACCGUACGGAUUGUUUUAAGAAAAUGGCAGACAAACCAGACAUGGGAGAAAUCGCCAGCUUCGAUAAGGCCAAGCUGAAGAAAACGGAGACGCAGGAGAAGAACACCCUGCCGACCAAAGAGACCAUUGAGCAGGAGAAGCGGAGUGAAAUUUCCUAAGAGCCUGGAGGAUUUCCUGCCCCCGUCAUCUUCGAGACCCUAGUCCUGAUGUGGAGGAAGAGCCACCUGCAAGAUGGACACGAGCCACAAGCUGCACUGUGAACCUGGGCACUCCGCGCCGAUGCCACCGGCCUGUGGGUCUCUGAAGGGACCCCCCCAAUCGGACUGCCAAAUUCUCCGGUUUGCCCCGGGAUAUUAUAGAAAAUUAUUUGUAUGAAUAAUGAAAAUAAAACACACCUCGUGGCAUGGC
Messenger RNA from Saimiri boliviensis boliviensis (Bolivian squirrel monkey), 719 nucleotides. It is a transcript of the gene TMSB10, whose product is annotated as thymosin beta 10. Gene Ontology annotation, biological process: actin filament organization; regulation of cell migration. Gene Ontology annotation, molecular function: actin monomer binding. Gene Ontology annotation, cellular component: cytoplasm. The record is from RefSeq and is a predicted model, not a curated record. NCBI's taxonomy places the organism in Eukaryota, Metazoa, Chordata, Mammalia, Primates, Cebidae.